Messenger RNA from Chroicocephalus ridibundus (black-headed gull), 7984 nucleotides. RefSeq names its product pogo transposable element derived with ZNF domain (gene POGZ). The transcript has 18 exons. Gene Ontology annotation, cellular component: nucleus. Lineage: Eukaryota; Metazoa; Chordata; Aves; Charadriiformes; Laridae. Gene Ontology annotation, biological process: positive regulation of transcription by RNA polymerase II. The coding region runs from base 3940 to 7917 and encodes 1325 amino acids. The record is from RefSeq and is a predicted model, not a curated record. Gene Ontology annotation, molecular function: RNA polymerase II cis-regulatory region sequence-specific DNA binding; DNA-binding transcription factor activity, RNA polymerase II-specific.
GUAAAACCUGCCAUCCACAGGUGCGGUGGGUGAUAGGAAACACUCGGGACCUGCUUCUCUCCGCUUGCAUCACUGAGUCGGUGAAAUUACUGAGUGAAAACUUGCGUUGCGGUAGCCGAGUCCUUUGUUUGCCCCCUCGUGUAGCUGGAGAAACUGGGCGAGGUGUUUAUUUUGUUUAUUGGGAUGCUGUUGCAGACUGAAAGUGCCGGGGAUCUUUUAAAGCAGAGCCCAAUGUCUUGUCCCUUCUACCCGCUCGGUCAUUUUCCCUUGAGAAAAUACCGACGGUCUGUAGGGAUUAUAGCUGAUCCCUUUCUAACUCUCGGAAAGUGGCCCGUUGAUAAAUAAAUGCAGUUGGAUCUUAGAUUCCAAAUUUGGUUGAAGUUGCAAGGGAGACUUAUUUUUCCUCUUGCAGCGAGGCAUGGGAGGAAAGGGCGGGAUUUCUCCUGUUCUCGUGGCAGGAUAAUCUGUCUCGUUGUAUGCAAAUAAAACAUCUUUAUUGUUGGAUUUCCCCUGGCAAUGGUGAGCGCGUUGAUCAGAGGAUGUAAUCAGGUGGCCGGCCUUUUAAUGCAAGAGCUUAAUGGCUGUUGGCUUUUUCCCCCCCCUGUAUGGCAACAAUGAGUAUGAGCCACGGCAGCUGACAAAAAAGAAAGGGUCUGCUGUGGCUCGCAGUUGUGCCCCUUCUUUCUGCAAGGCUAAUCUAUAUCGGCUCUGCCCCUGGAGGUCUUCUCCCAUUUUCCAGCUAAAGGGGAGAGAAAAUACCUUCCCGGCUGAAAGGCUUUAUUUCUUUGCAGCGCGUCUAGAACACUUUGUAAUUAUUAUUGUGGGGGUUUUUUUGUCAAUUUUUUUGGCAUCCAUAUUUUGCAACCCAGCAUCUGCCAACUGUGUGCUGGAAAGCUAAAUGUAGAGUAUUUAUCAUUGGGAUUAAUCAUUUUAUUGAGCAAAGGCUUCUUACAUACAAAAAUAUUCAAGAUCAAAGCUUUGAAAAACAAAGCUGUUACAUUAUAGAAGAGAGGAGACAUUUUCUUAGUUCAGUUGAUAUGAACAGAUGAAAUACUAUGCGCAUAAUGUAAGUUAGUGUCAAAAGAAGCUUGUAACUACAGUCUCUUUAGCAUUUUGUCUUUGCAUCUUUUGAAUAAUUACGAGGUGUUGAAUAAUAUAUUUUUUUACAGUGUGUGCAAAGACUUCCUCUGGAGUUCUAACCUUCCUGGGCAGACGUAUGCGCAUGCUUUAAUUAAUAGAGCAGGUUAUUUAUCCCGACUAUUUAUAGCCUGCCCAUCACUACAGCGUUAGGGCCCUGUUCCUUGUCUGGCGGGAGUAAUGUGAUUCCAGACAAAUAGUGACUGUUGUCAGCGGCGCCGGUUUCGCCGGCGAAGAGAAGCUUUGUCCUAGAAGCUUCACCGAGGAUUUUUUUUCUAGAUGUUUCUGUGAAGGAGGAAUAUUGAAAAUCAUAAAUAUGUAGUUAUUGAUCAGUUGCAGUGGUUAUCCGCUCAGGAUCUUAGUGUAUUCCCCCUAUGCAAUUGUGCUUGGGUUUGCGAAGAGCUUGUAAUUAUAAAAAAGUUGAUGUUAACAGGCAGAGAAAAUAAUAUUUAAGGCUCUUUGAUUCUUGCUUCCCCUGCUAAGCAGAUCUCUAGCAUGAACCUGUACUUCAGAGCUUCAUUUCUUGGAAUCUAUUUUCUUACCAUUUGUCAUUCAGCAAUUAUUUUUGUUGUCUCUCCAUUUUUUUCAUUUUUUUUUUUUUUUUAACAGAACAGGAGGAAGUUUGGGUUUCUGUUCAAUGAUAUGAACAAGGGCUGGGCACCGAGUUUGAUUUCUAAGCCACUCACUGCUAGUAGAAUCUCUGGCAAGUCGCUUAAUUUCCCUGAACUCUGUUUCCCACCUUUGAGAUAAGGUUAAUAAAAUUUUUUACACGCUGCAGGUUUUAUGUAAAUGAAGAAGCUGGUAACGUCUUUGAAGCGUGCAGGUAACGGGUGCUGGGGAGAACGUGAGCUUUUUCAUGCUUAAUGUAAUACACUUGGUUAAUUGUAUAUUAGGAUUAUUACAAUACUGUUUGGGUUUUUUUAAUUUUUUUAAAUAUACUAAUGUAAUUUUAUUUGACAAGCAAGAGACUUGAUUUAUUUAUUUUUUUUAAUCAGUUGGCUAUUUUUUCUCCUUGAUUACGAGGAAUUUUACUAAGACUAGUUUGGGGCGUGUGCGAGAAGUUCAGUGGGCGCAUUUAAACGACUACGGCUUUAUACAACGUUUACGAGCGGGAAUUGAGAUGUGUUAAGUUGGGGUAAUUCAGUUUAUGUGCUAUGUUUAUUAGUAAUGGUUUGUGUAUUGAGCGAGAUGGAGAGCCAGCCUUUCCAGCGGUUGAUGGUAGAGGGACAGAAUCGAUUCUUCUUUGCUGUCACCCAGGUGGGAAACCAGCGUCCUGGUUUCAGCUGGGAUGGAGUUAACAUUCUUCCCAGUCGCUGCUGUGUUUUGGAUUUAGCAUGAGAAUAGUAUUGAUAACAGAUAUUGUUUUAGUUGUUGCUAAGUAAUGUUUGUGUUCAGUCAAGGACUUUUUCAGCUCCCUGUAGAAGCAGAGAGGGAGCGUGGACAGGACGAGCUGCCGCAGGAAUAUUCUGUACGACAGGCACUUGCCCGGUAUAGAAGUGGGGCUGGCUGGGGACAGGGAUCCGCGAUCACUGCUUGGGCCGGGCAGCUGAUCUCCGGGUGGUGAGCGAUUGCAUGCACCGCUCUAUUUUGUAUAUUCUUUUACCAUUAUUAUUACUUUCUUUUUCCGUUACUGUUCUAUUAAACUGUCUUUAUCUCAACCCGUGAGGUUUUUAACUUGGAGCACGUACAGAUAUAUACAUCAUUGCUGUAUGAUGUAUGGGUUGUUCAGUCUGGAGAAAAGAAGGCUCCGAGGAGACCUUACAGUGGCCUACCAGGAUCUGAAGGGGGGCUACAAGAAAGCUGGGGAGGGACUUUUUAGGAUGUCGGGUCAUGGUAGGACUAGAGGGAAUGGGUUAACACUAGAGCUGGGUCGAUUCAGACUGGACGUUAGGAAGAAGUUCUUCACCGUGAGGGUGGGGAGACACUGGCCCAGGUUGCCCAGAGAGGUGGUGGAAGCCCCAUCCCUGGAAGUUUUUAAGGCCAGGCUGGACGGGGCUCUGAGCAACCUGAUCUAGCGGGAGGUGUCCCUGCCCACGGCAGGGGGGUUGGAACUAGAUGUUCUUUAAGGUCCCUUCCAACCCUGACAAUCUGAUGAUUCUGUGAUCAUCAAGGUCCAGAUUAGAUGCGGUCCCAGGAGAAAAUACUUGACUUUCACCGUGUUCUGCGUGCAGUGGUGCUCAGAACAGCAAACAAAGUGGGGGGGGGUUGUAAAUAGUGGAGCAGAAAGUAACGCUGCCGAUUAGAAUAAGUGGUACACCCCCAGCGUAUCUAACUGCCUUUGUUUCUGCUUCCCCGUGUCUCGCAGAGACGUAGCCAAAGUAGAAGUUUUAGAGAUUGGUGGCAAGAACGAGACUUACUCAUGAGGGGAGACAAAACGGGCUGGAAUUGUCUGGUGUGGCCUUUCUCUAAAUAAAUACGGUAAUGGUUAAGCGCAGUAACGAGCAGUGCAGAAAAGGUAAAUGGGGUGCUUUACUCCAGAGAUCAAGAGAAUGUUCAUUUGAGUUGAUGGACACUAACUAUGGAUCUAAUUGCAGAAAACCCCGUUGCUUUUUUUCUUUGAAGGAGUUCAUACGUGUCGGUCGGAUUCCCUGCCAGGGGAAGCUCGGGAGCCGUGCUGGGGCUGAAGGAGGGCUCGGCCGAGGAUGCUCGCACGUCUGGGCACGCAGUUUUCCCUCAUUUAAACUUGGACAUUCAAUCUCUGUCAUGUGCGUUGGCAGUAAUCCUAGAAUAUUCAAAACCACGAACUGAACAAACCCCAUGGUUCUUCCUUCUUUCAGUCACAGUUAUUCAUUUAUUUAAAGGAUGGCGGACACGGACCUUUUUAUGGAAUGUGAGGAGGAGGAGCUGGAGCCAUGGCAGAAAAUCAGUGAUGUGAUUGAAGAUUCCGUUGUUGAGGAUUAUAAUUCAGUUGAUAAAACUGCUACAGCUGGCAAUCCUCUCGUUCAGCAGAGUGGCCAGCCACUAAUCCUCACCCAGAACCCAGCCUCGGGUCUGGGCACGAUGGUGACUCAGCCAGUGUUACGACCUGUACAGAUCAUGCAGAACGCCAAUCACGUCACCAAUUCUCCAGUGACCAGCCAGCCCAUCUUCAUAACGACCCAGGGAUUUCCCGUGAGGAACGUGCGGCCUGUACAAAACACAAUGAACCAAGUUGGAAUUGUUCUCAACGUACAGCAAGGUCAGACAGUUAGACCCAUCACCCUCGUCCCAGCCCCAGGUACCCAGUUUGUUAAACCAACGGUCGGAGUUCCUCAGGUGUUCUCUCAAAUGGCCCAGGUGAGACCAGGUACAACCAUGCCGGUCCGACCCACCACCAACACUUUCACUACGGUCAUUCCGGCCACGCUCACCAUCAGGAGCACUGUGCCACAGUCCCAGGCGCAGCAGCAAAGUAAGUCCACUCCCAGCACCUCCACAACUCCUACUGCAACGCAGCCAACACCACUUGGACAGUUAACUGUGCAGCAGCCAGGGCAGUCCAGUCAAGCUACUAACCCCAAAUUAGUGAGUAUUGCGAGCUUUGUGACUGUAAAGAGGCCUGGAGUGACUGGGGAGAACAGCAAUGAGGUUGCUAAGCUAGUGAAUACCCUGAACACCAUUCCUUCGUUAGGACAGAGCCCUGGCCCGCUGGUGGUUUCCAACAGCAGCCCUGUGCACGGUUCCCAGAGAUCCAGCGUUUCAGAGUCGUCGUCGUCAUCGUCGUCAUUAAAAGUCAGUUCAUCUCCUAUUCCCACAUUCGACUUGCAAGAUGGUGGCAGGAAGGUCUGCCCAAGGUGUGAUGCUCAGUUUCGAGUCACCGAAGCUUUAAGAGGACACAUGUGUUACUGCUGCCCUGAAAUGGUUGAAUUCCUCAAGAAAAGAAAAUCUCUAGAAUCUGAACCAAAUAUUCAAUCUGCAAAGCCUCCGUCUCCAGAAAAAACUACAGCUGUUGCUUCACCACCCUCUUCUACUCCUAUCCCUGCCCUGUCCCCGCCUGCUAAAGCUCCAGAGCCAAGUGAAAACGUAGUUGACUCGUCCCAAAGUAAGCUCAUUAUGUUGGUAGAUGAUUUCUACUACGGCAGAGAUGGUGGCAAAGUGAGCCAGCUCCUGAACUUCCCCAAGGUUCCAACUUCCUUCAGGUGUCCACACUGCACCAAGAGGCUAAAGAACAACAUACGGUUUAUGAACCACAUGAAGCACCACGUUGAACUGGACCAGCAGAACGGGGAGGUGGAUGUCCACACCAUCUGCCAGCAUUGUUACAGACAGUUCUCCACUCCGUUUCAGCUGCAGUGUCACUUAGAGAACGUCCACAGUCCCUAUGAGUCAACAACAAAGUGCAAGAUUUGCGAGUGGGCGUUUGAGAGCGAGCCGAUGUUCCUACAGCACAUGAAGGACACUCACAAGCCUGGGGAGAUGCCCUACGUUUGUCAGGUCUGCCAGUAUCGUUCAUCACUCUAUUCUGAAGUGGAUAGCCAUUUCCGAAUGAUCCACGAAGACACGCGGCACCUGCUCUGCCCUUACUGUCUCAAGGUCUUUAAGAACGGCAAUGCCUUCCAGCAGCACUUCAUGAGGCAUCAGAAGAAGAGUGUUUAUCACUGCAACAAGUGUAGACUCCAGUUCAUAUUUGCCAAGGAUAAAAUUGAACACAAGCUGCAGCACCACAAAACUUUCCGAAAGCCCAAACAAUUAGAAGGAUUGAAACCUGGAACCAAGGUUACGAUCAGGGCAUCCAGAGGACAGCCGCGCACAGUGCCAAUAUCGUCCAACGACAUGCCGCAGGGCCCUGGGCAGGAAACCGCUCCGCUGUCGUCUUCUACCGAUCCCCAGCCCAUCUUCCUGUACCCGCCUGUCCAGAGGAACGUCCAGAAGAGAGCGGUCAAAAAAAUGAGCGUCCUGGGGAGACAGACCUGCCUGGAGUGCAGCUUCGAAAUCCCCGACUUCCCGAACCACUUCCCCACCUACGUGCACUGCUCGCUGUGUCGCUACAGCACCUGCUGCUCCAGAGCUUACGCCAACCACAUGAUCAACAACCAUGUUCCUCGGAAGAGUCCAAAAUACUUGGCUUUGUUUAAAAACUACACUGCCUGCGGUGUGAAGCUGUCGUGUUCCUCCUGUCUCUUUGUAACAUCUGAGGGUGAUGCGAUGGCCAAACAUCUGGUUUUCAAUCCAUCACACGAGUUUAGUAACAUUAUUUUCCGAGGGCCUACUUGGAUAUCGCAUUCCAGGCACGUUCAGCCCCAGGACAAAAGCGUGAAGAACACGUGCCCUGCCUAUUCCCCGGCUAAAGCUGCUACUGUGAAAACAAAGUCUGUGUUACCCGCGAAGGACGACCUGGAGCCCGAGCUGGCACCGGCAGCCUACGGCCGGCCUCUGGUCUGCCAGGAGGAAGAGUGCUUAAAUAUUGAUGCUCAAGAAGACGAGCAGCCGACAAAGGAGCCCGAGCCCGCGAGCAAAAAGGAGCAGCUGUCGGUAAAGAAGCUGCGAGUUGUACUGUUUGCCUUGUGCUGCAACACGGAGCAGGCUGCGGAGCACUUCCGAAACCCUCAGAGGCGGAUCAAGCGCUGGCUACGCAGGUUUCAAGCUUUCCAAGAAGAGAACUUGGCGUCCCUGUCGGAGGGCAAGUACCUCAGCUUAGAGGCUGAAGAGAAGCUGGCGGAAUGGGUCCUCACGCAGAGGGAGCAGCAGCUGCCUGUCAACGAGGAGACUCUCUUCCAGAAAGCCACCAAGAUCGGCCGCUCCCUCGAAGGUGGCUUCAAGAUCUCCUACGAGUGGGCGGUGAGGUUCAUGCUGCGGCACAACCUCAGCACGCACACGCGAAGGGCCGUGGCUCACCCUCUCCCCAAAGACGUGGAGGACAACGCCAGUUGCUUCAUCGAGUUCGUGCAGCGGCAAAUCCACACUCAAGACCUGCCCCUCUCCAUGAUCGCCGCCAUCGAUGAGAUCUCCCUCUUCCUCGACGUGGAGGUGCUGAGCAGCGAUGACCGGAAGGAGAACGCUCUGCAGACGGUGGGGACCGGGGAGCCCUGGUGCGACGUUGUCCUCACCAUCCUCGCCGACGGAAGCGUUCUCCCAACGCUGGUCUUCUACCGGGGUCACGUACAGCAGCCCGCCAACGUGCCGGAAUCCAUCAUGUUGGAAGCAAAGGAGAACGGAUACAGCGACGACGAAGUCAUGGAGCUGUGGUCGUCCCGAGUGUGGCAGAAGCACACGCGGUGCCAGAACAGCAAGGGCAUGCUCGUGCUGGACUGUCACCGAACGCACCUCUCCGAGGAGGUACUGUCCUUGCUGAGCGCCUCCAGCACCCUGCCGGCUGUCGUCCCCGCUGGCUGCAGCUCCAAAAUCCAACCCCUGGAUGUUUGUAUAAAAAGGACUGUGAAAAAUUUCUUGCAUAAAAAGUGGAAAGAGCAAGCCAAGGAGAUGGCGGACUCCACGUGCGACUCGGACAUUCUCCUCCAGCUGGUUCUGUGCUGGCUGGCGGAGGUGCUGGAGGUCAUUGGUGACUCUCCCGAACUGGUGCAGCAGUCCUUCCUGGUGGCCAGCGUCCUGCCCGGCCCCGACGGCACCGCCAACUCGCCCCGGCGCAACGCCGACAUGCAGGAGGAGCUGAUCGCCUCGCUGGAGGAGCAGCUGAAGCUGAGCGAGGGGCAGCGGGAGGCGGCGGCGGCCGAGGCCCAGGACCGGAGGGAGGCCGAGGAGGCCGCGGACCCCGAGAUCCUCCAUCAGCUCUUCGAAGGGGAAAGCGAGACUGAGUCCUUCUAUGGCUUUGAAGACGCCGAUUUGGAUCUGAUGGAAAUCUGAGCACUGAUCUUGCGAAUCGUGAUCCGGAAAGGGUUAUUUUUUAAAUAAAUGUUGGAUGAGACCAUUA